Trypanosoma cruzi is the source of this 486-nucleotide messenger RNA. RefSeq lists its product as uncharacterized. The transcript has a single exon. NCBI's taxonomy places the organism in Eukaryota, Euglenozoa, Kinetoplastea, Trypanosomatida, Trypanosomatidae. Bases 1 to 486 code for a protein of 161 amino acids. The record is from RefSeq and is a predicted model, not a curated record.
AUGUGUUUAAUGAGAUUUUGUUUGCUUCUUUUUUUGGUGACUCUUCUGCUCCUCGCGGGGAACGUGAUGGCGGUGCGGGUUCAGCGCCCCGCUUUUCUUGCAAGCCGGAAAUUUGACGCUUAUAAAUUGUCAGUUGGUCCCCCGAAUUGGAGCGGCAGGGAGCACAAAGGGGAAGUUCUCCUGGUGAGGGGGGCGGAGCUGUGCGCGGAUGGUGCCGGCAGCAACAAGUGGAAAGGGGCCAUCGUUUUGGCUUUGGGUCACGAGUGCGAUACCGUCGUCCAGGCUUUGACGGCCCAGCGCGGGGGGGCUGUGGGAUUGCUCGUCAGUAAAUCCGGUGGUUAUACAGGUUCAGAGGGAGAGGUGCGUAUUCCAGUGGAAGUUUUAAAAAAAGAAGACUAUGACGCCUUUGCCAUGACCAUUAAUCAAGGAAUUUCAAUCCACGUCUCUAUUGGAAACUCUUUAAAUGUUCAGCGCUUUGCAGACUAA